AUGCCGAUACCUCGCCAAGAUCUCCAUCUGUCCCACGGGUUGUGGGGUUUCGAGGAUGAUCCGAACCAGUUACCACCGGUGCAUCAGAUGAAAAAAACUCAGCUCGCGAAACAAGAAUGGAAAAGGUUGAUAGAUAUCCAGCGGCAUUUGCUAUUGACUCACAGUCGGGAAUCGAGUUCGUCAGCGUCGUCGACUCCAACUGAGAGGGAUGCGCUUAGCGAUCCGAUUCCCUUGCGUAAAAAUGAGUCCCGGAAAAAGUCGCGAGUGCAGGUCAAAACAUCGACCGGGUCUCGACUCCCCAACAAGAACAAGACGCCCAAUACCGCGGACACUGUCAAUACAAGCAGAAUUCAGCGUAAAGCAUCAGUCCCGCUACCGAUGGGAACUGAGGAUUGCAUGGUCACCCCGAUCUCCCGUGAAAGCUCUACCGCACCGGAGCUGGGUCUCUCUUCCAAAAGACACGUCAGGCACGGCGGUAUGGGAAUCAAGGGUGAACAGAGUGUUUUGCUUAAUGUCGACACGCCCGCGCCAUCGACGAUCCGCUUGGUGGACAGCCAUUAUUCUGGAGCAGGUGACGAGAAAGAGAAGAAAACCAUGUUGCGCAGCGCCGAAAUGAUGGAAACGUUGAACAUCCUGCUCCAGAGGCGUUUCCAAGAUGUGGAUUUGGGUCAACCGGACAGCCUCUCGGGCUCAUCGCAUUCCACACCAAUCCCUCCUGAAUACCUGAACAAUCUAAACGAGAAGAAGCUUCAGCUCCUCAACAGACUACAGUACAACCUCCGGAAUCUGAUGCAUGAGCGAUGCGUGCUCAUCAUCAAACGGGAAGCGAUUACGAGAUUGGAUAUCUCGACCCGUCUCCAAGAUCAAAUCAAAACACUGGUCAAGGAACAGUGUUCGGAGAUGCAGAAGCUCAUGGACACAGCCAACGUACCCGUCGCUGAAGUACGCCGACUUGUAAUGGCUGACGGCGAGCGAGAUAAGACACUUUCCGACAGAAACACGGUAUUGGAAGAUAAUGCGCGCCUGCCAAAAAUGCUUGAGCUGCUCAACGAGGUGUCCAUAGCAUCGCAUUGGCUCAGACGCUAUAUUCGUCAGAUGGUGGAGUCAUUCCACACGAUGAUCCCACCAUCUGUGGACCCGCUUCUAUUGGCAACUCAUCAUCAAUUGAACCAAACGUCCGAAGUAGCUUUUACCUACGUGUCCGCGGCUAUGAACGCAAAACUGCGUCUCUUGUCUCGCCUCGAUCCGAGUGACAUCGACCAAGACAUUCUGCAGGCUAUGUUCGCCCAGUGCCAAAUUUUCAAUAAAAUCCUCGAAUUCAGCGGAGUUCACGCUCAUUCGGUCUCUCCGAUCAAAGUUCCGAACGUAAUGGAACGACUGGGCAGAGAACAGGGUCACUUGGCCGCUCUUAGAGCGAUGUCGAAGGUUUGCGAUGGGGUCAAGAAGCGAACGGAAGCAAUUGCUGGAGCUACGAGUGGGGACGGUAAGAUAACGCGCCGCGAAAGUCUCGACUUCGAAUGGUUGACUGCCGACCCGCAUGACCGCUCGGAAGCGCAAAGUCGCAGGGACAUGAUUGGAGAAACUUCGGACUAUUUCUCUGACUACUCAGCAGGAACCGGUGUCAACAACAGGCCACCAACAGGAAAAAGAAAACAGAUGGAAACGCUAUGCUCAACAGUGGACUCGAUAGUGCAGAGCGCGCAGAGUCUUCUGAUACGAAGUAAUUUCGUCGCCACUGCCAUGUCUGUGCAUGAGGCAGAACCAUCGAAAGAGAGCGGGAAACGUCAAAAAUGGUUCAAACCCACUGCGGAACACGCUGUGUAUACAUGCAUUAUGCAGACGAUAGCCACCGUGUUCUGGGAAGCCUACUGGAGCUCAUUCACGAUGAAAGCCCUUGAGAGCGUCGUGGUUCCUGUCCAGAAUGGAGGACCAUUCGGCGGAACUCUCUUCAGCCUAUUAGGGGUCGAUAGUCGCAUCAAAACCUUAUUCCUCUCCAAGAUCGACUAUACCAAGGAUCCCUACGCACAAGAUCUCGACGAGGACGCCCUGAAUGCAGUUUCAAAAAUAUAUCAAGAAAUCUAUUUCCUUGUGGCUACGAGCUCAUGGCGGAACGAUAUGAGUCGCGCUUGUAUUUCGUAUGCGAUCCGCCGCAGUAAGCCCAUACCUGUCGAAGGUGGGCAAGUCGGCACAGACACGGGAAGACACUUCCAUAGAGCAUUGCAGCCCUUGUUGGGCUUCAUUGUGGGCUGCCCACAGGACGCGAGAUCACAUAAUGUGGUUCAUCAAGUUAUGAUUCGGCAAUGCGCUGCAGACACGCUUAACAUGGCGAUCCAGUGGCUCGAGGAUAGACAGAUGUUUUCAUCGUCGUGGGAUCCGUACCAGUAUUUAAUCAUGGCUUACUCGGAUCUGAGUCGUUUGCGGUAUUUAUUGGUAAGAAGCAACAUGCUCACCUCGGCGAGCUCCGCGUCCGUCACAUCGUUGCGAAAAGAAAAUUUCUUGUCGCGGCGCCUCCCGCAAUCGCAUUUCGCAAACUGGACCUUCGUGAAGAGCACUGAAAAAGCUUAUGCUCAAUCAGUGGCUUUCUUCAUGAGUUUGGAACAAGUACAGCUGCGUCAGUUCGAGAAUAACUGCAAGCUGAUGUGCUCCGAAUAUUUCGCAGCGAAUCUCCCACCAAACAGAUACUUCAAACGAAGGAAAAUCGAUAAAAUCCACGAGAUUAAUUAUAUAUCUCCUCUGCUGCAAUACCUACUCGCACCAACAAUCAAGGCCGUGGAGAACCACAGCGAGUUUGUUCAAGAAGAAGUACUGAGGGUCUGCUCCAAGUGUCUCGUCGAUUCGUGGAAAGAAUCGAUCCAAAACAAGACGAUCAUGUUCAGCUAUGCCAGUGCCUUCCAAUUGCGUGAAGAUAUUCUCAAAACAAAGGACGUCAUUCUGACUUCAUCGUUGAGCCGCAAAGCCAAAGAAUCGAGUUCUCCAUAUUUCAACAAUUUCGUUGCGAUCGCUUCGUUCCUGAUGCAGGAUCCACGCACGCAAGAGGGCGAAGAGCCCCGUGGAAGAGGCAACCGCGUUGCUCCAGCUUUAUUGGACCAGCCUCGACUCGAUUCGCGAGAAUCAUACGACUCAGCGCUCCAGGCGACGGAAUUAGUUGAUCGAGACAAGUGGGAGAAACACAAAGUCAAGCCAGUGGGUCUGUGUUUGUGUUGA
Messenger RNA from Galendromus occidentalis (western predatory mite), 3204 nucleotides. RefSeq lists its product as uncharacterized. Bases 1 to 3204 code for a protein of 1067 amino acids. The transcript has 16 exons. Lineage: Eukaryota; Metazoa; Arthropoda; Arachnida; Mesostigmata; Phytoseiidae. The record is from RefSeq and is a predicted model, not a curated record.